This is a messenger RNA of Penicillium canariense, 1329 nucleotides long. RefSeq lists its product as uncharacterized. Lineage: Eukaryota; Fungi; Ascomycota; Eurotiomycetes; Eurotiales; Aspergillaceae. The record is from RefSeq and is a predicted model, not a curated record. The transcript is spliced from 8 exons. Gene Ontology annotation, cellular component: nucleus; cytoplasm. The coding region runs from base 1 to 1329 and encodes 442 amino acids.
AUGGAGUCCCCCGCAGUACCGGUCCCGCUAGAUCCGCGGGAGCAGCCCAUCCUCGAGCGCCUGCUUCGGUCCCGCGAUGCCCUCCUCCUGCUGAAACAAGACAAGUCAUCUUACAUCAAAUCCCGCGAUGUGCUCCCACUGUAUGAGGAGGUGACUGGAGAAGUCGAUAAGCUCAAUGCCGCUCGCAAAGAACAGGACCGCCGCUUAGUACAUAACCGAUUGGACUAUGUCUUAGAUGAUUGCUUCCAGUUGAUCUCUCUGCUCUUUUUGACUGUGGGCAAGAACAAUGAAGCCCCAGCAGUAUAUUCUCUCGCAGCCACCAUUCAGCGCCUCCUCGACCACCUCGAAGAAGCUGGAUUUUACAGCUCUAAAGAUCUGAAUUCCAUAACCAAAACCCUUGAGUCGAUGCGAGAGACCCUUGACCGCGGGCGCAAUACCUACUCUCCCGCUCUCCUCACUCUUCUCGAAAGCCGAAUGGAACAUUGCCAACUAUCGUUGGAAAAGUUGCAAAAGGGGCUUGCUGUUCUUGCGCCGGGUCUAGUACAGACGCAUGAGACACUAGUAUCUAUCCUCCGGUCUACAUCUGCCGUCAAUACCCGUUCUAAAUUCUCCGCUGCAGAAGUGCAUAAUCUUCAAGAACAGCUAAAGAAGAUUGAGAAAACCCUCAAGGAUGGCAAGUUUGUGGACGCCGACGGCAAUGUUCAAGCCGGAUCGGACGACCUGAAAUCCUUGAUGGAGCGCUGCUGGCGAUGGACUGAAACUGUUCUCGAGCGAGAGGGCAAAAUUGACGAACGGUUCCAGGAACAAUACGACCGCCUUGUUGAGAUUCGCAAUCAGCUCGACCGACUGUCUGUGACUCAAGCUUGGUCGCUCCGGGAAACUGAUCUGUUCGGAUACCAGCGGAAGCUUGAUCGAAUUGACGAGGCACGAGUGAACGGCAACUUUGUCGAUGCCGAAGGCCAGCCAGCAGAUCUUCAUGCGCAAAGGACAUUGCUUUACCUGAUCCGACGCAGCUAUGCAUACAUUUACGCUCUUUUGAUUUCUUCUGAGCCCGUGUCUGAGGCGCUGUUGCCAGUCUACAACCAGCUGCAAACUCUUCGCAGGUGUCUCAUUGAAGUCAAGGAAUCUGGAGGCGUGUCUAACUCACGCGAACUCUACCCUUACAGCAUGAAACUUAAUUCGAUUGAUAAUAUGCGGGUUGACGGCAAGUUCUACGUUGGACCAGAUAUUCCGGAAGGCCAAGGCAGCGUCAAUGCUCUGCUCGCGGAAUGUUACGACCUGGUUUGGGAGCUGCGGGCUGCUGUAGCCGAGGAUGACAGCCAAUCUUAG